Molecule: messenger RNA, 1416 nt
Organism: Vigna radiata var. radiata (mung bean)
Lineage: Eukaryota; Viridiplantae; Streptophyta; Magnoliopsida; Fabales; Fabaceae
Product: cyclin-dependent protein kinase inhibitor SMR9
Exons: 1
Coding region: 410-868 (152 amino acids)
Biological process (GO): regulation of DNA endoreduplication
Source: RefSeq, a predicted model, not a curated record
GCUAUUGAUGUCCCUUUUAAGAAACCUUGUCUUCAAGAUUCCUUGCUCCACUCUCUUGAGUUUGGCUAUUUCAGUGUGCUAGUGGUGUCAGUUAUAUAUAUACCGAAGGGGUGAAGGAGAGAUAGUUCCCACUUCAAUCAUCAUUACCAAACUUCUCCACAAAACCAAACCCUCACUCUCCCUCCCAACUUUUGAGUCAAAAAUUAUCAUUUCAAACCACUCUUCUGCUGGAGGAUAAGUUUGUGCCUUCCAAGUGUUUGGUUUGUGACCCUGCUCUGGUGCCUGCCCUGGUAAAGCUUCAAUAUCUUGUAGUUGCCAGCUUUUGUACAUGCCAGUUUAUACCAAACUUUACCAGUUCUUUUAAACCAAACCCCUCCAGAAUAAGCUUUUCCCUCCUUGUCUCAAGAAAAUGGCACCUUCUGGAAGGGCAACAACUGCAGCAACAUCAACAAGGACAGCCUCAAAGACAAAAACCACCACAACAACAAGAAGGAGAACAAGACAGCAAAGAAGAACAGCACAGUUCAAGAAGAAGCAGCAGCAGCAGCAGCACACAAAGAGCAACAAAAAGCAAGAGACUGAACUUGUUCCAACUGUUUUACCCUCCAGCUGCUCCUCCAUAAGCUCACAAGACUCCUCAAAGGAAGUUGACAUGCAAGGUUCUGAGGUCAUUGAUGUGUCCUUAAGUCCGUGUUCUACACCAAAGGGUCAGAAGUUUAGGAUUCCUGAGAUUUCCACAUGCCCUCCAGCACCAAAGAAGCCAAGGGUUCUUUCCAAUUGCUCUUUGCGAAGGUCUCCACUUUCAUUCUUUGUACCACCUGACUUGGAGCACUUUUUCUUAGUGGCACUUCGAGAUGUCUCAGUUUGAUUUUGUGUGUUAAUAGAUGAUUGAGAAAGAUACAUGUGUUAUAGUAAUAAGAUCAUCACACUUUAGAAGGUGGACUUUUGAAGUGGUUUUAGUAUAUUUUCUCUUCCUGUGUACCUCUAGCAAAUGACAGAGGUAUGCUUUUGAGAACUUUAGAUUUUCGUGUGUUCAUCUUAGAAAUAGUUACCACUUCCCCCUUUCUUCAAUUUCUGCUAAUUUUAACAUUUUGUAGGGUUUGCAGUAACUAAAUUUAGCUGGGGUGGUUCCCCAACUAAAUUUAGAUUUUUAGCUUACUUUCAUUUUUUUUUCUUCUUUUCCCUCUUAUAGAAGACAUGUUCUGACCUUCAAGUGUGUGCUGAGUGCAAAUGUAAUGGGUUUGGUUUAAGGUGUGUGAGUGUUCAAGCUUGCAACUCAACAAAGCUUCAGCUGUCAAUUAGAGAAAGUAAAGUCAUACACUUUCCUUUUGUAUGAAAAAUCCCUCUGUUUUUUUCUCCCUCUGCCUCUCAUACUGCAUCACUUGUUGGCAAUGAUACUUCUACUUUCGCAGUUAA